Messenger RNA from Colletotrichum higginsianum IMI 349063, 885 nucleotides. Its product is annotated as HMG box protein. The coding region runs from base 1 to 885 and encodes 294 amino acids. The transcript has 2 exons. The record is from RefSeq and is a predicted model, not a curated record. Lineage: Eukaryota; Fungi; Ascomycota; Sordariomycetes; Glomerellales; Glomerellaceae.
AUGUUGACAGGAAUCGGCCGAGCAGCCGCUCAACGCCUGCUCAUUCGCACCGCGUUUCUAGCCAGCCCGCGAACGCAACCCCUUUUCCGCGUGACGUAUCGCAGCUUUUCGACCUCGCGAUGGGCGUCCUUGCCCGCCGCCAAGGCCUCGUCGACAACGACCGAGACGAAGAAGGCUCUAAAAGCCAAGGCCGGAGCGGCGACGAAGGGAAAGGCCCCGAGCAAGACCAAGGCCGGAGCGGCGACCAAGCCUCCCAAGGAGAAGAAGAAGGCGGGCAAGAAGGAGGAGCUCACGUCCGAGCAGAUGCAGAAGAUCAAGGUAAAGGAGCAUAAGAAGCUCGCGCUACUGCCAAACCCGAAGAAGCUGCCGAACUCGGCGUGGACGGUCUACAUAACCGAGAGGGCCAACGAUCCAGAAUUGGCGAUUGAUCUGGAAAGCCGGGCCAAGCUUAACUCCGAGUCGUAUAGGAAUUUAUCCUCGUACGAGCUCCAGCGUCUCGAGGAAAAGGCCAAGGAGAAUAGGCUUGCCAACAUCGCCACGUACAAGACGUGGGUGGAAUCGCAUACGCCGAUUGCAGUGGCCGAGGCGAACCGCGCGCGAGCGAAUAUCCGCAGGAUUACCGGUCGCAGAGCCCCCAGGCCCAUUCACGACGAACGCCAGCCCAAAAGGUCAUCAACAGCAUUCAUAAUGUUUGUCAAGGCCCGCUGGGACACCGGCGACUUCUCCGGCGUGGACCCUGUUGUCGCAAACCGCCAGAUUAGCGAGCAGUGGAAUGCUCUCCCGGAGUCUGAGAAGGAACCGUACAAGCAACUGGCCAAGGCGGACUAUGAACGCUGGGAGCGCGAUUCUUUCCAUACCCUGGGACGCGUCAUCGUCAAGAGCUGA